UUCCUGUGGAUGCCGAUUAUUCCUUUAUCUGUGUUUAUUUUAGACUGUCAACAUAUCGUUUUAAUGUAUUGACAGCGCUGUAAGCGUGUUGUCCUAAAUGUGUAGAUCUACACUGUUGUGAUUAUGUCACGGGUAUAUGUGUCGUGAGAAAUAUAUGAUGCCUUAAUCGGAGAGUUGGGAAAUCCGAUGACAGAAGAACGCGUCUUCGAGGUUACAAAACUCGGGUAGCUUGGACAGGAUGCAUUUUGGUGAAAAGGUGUCAGUUAAAGAACGCAGCACAGCUUCAAUCUGGAGUUGACGUUAGCUACCCUGCUCACUAAUUGAGUUGGUAUGGCGGCCCAGCGUCAGCCGUUCUCCUCCCCUUCGGUGUCCUCCAGUGCGUUUUGCCGUGUGAAGAAGCUGAAGGUGGAGAGCUGCACGUGGGAUGUAGCAAGCCAGUCGGGUGAGAGGAAAUACUACCUGCCCUGCCAAUCUCAGGGAAACGCCGCCCCCUCCGCGACCUCCGGCUUCAACCCUGCCCACAGCUCAGCCAAUGUGAAUUUCCGUCCAGCCGGGGGUUCUGGGGGCAACAUUGUGGUGCGGGCUGCCGACAGCACCGGGAGCCUGCCCGGGCCCUCCUCUUCGACCUCUUCGUCGUCGUCCUCCUCCUCCAGUUGCCGUGUCAAUGACGAAACCUCCCCCAAGCAAGGAGACCUCUACCAGAUGCAGAGCGGCCUGAAACGCAAGAGGGAGGAGGUGGAGAGCAGCGACAGUGUCCAGAUCCUCGAGGAGCUCUCCGCCCCCGUGCCCUCCAACCGGGCCGGUGGGGGCGGGGCCACGGCCCAGUCCAUUGCCCACUCCGCCUCCACCACCAAGAGCAGCACCUCCCACAGCGAAGGGGACUACCAGCUGGUACAGCAUGAGAUAUUGUGCUCUGUGUCCAACAGCUAUGAGGUGCUGGAGUUCCUGGGCAGAGGCACUUUUGGGCAGGUGGCUAAGUGCUGGAAACGUGGCACAAACGAGAUCGUGGCCAUCAAAAUCCUCAAGAACCACCCCUCCUACGCUCGACAGGGUCAGAUUGAGGUGAGCAUCCUGAACCAGCUGAGUGCGGAAAAUGCCGACGAGUUCAACUUCGUGCGCUCCUAUGAGUGCUUUCAGCACAAGAACCACACCUGCCUGGUGUUCGAGAUGCUGGGGCAGAACCUCUACGACUUCCUGAAGCACAGCAAGUUCAGCCCGCUGCUGCUGAAGUGCAUCCGGCCCGUCCUGCAGCAGGUGGCCACCGCCCUCAUGAAGCUCAAGAGCCUGGGUCUCAUCCACGCCGACCUGAAGCCAGAGAACAUCAUGCUGGUGGACCCGCUCCGCCAGCCCUACCGGGUCAAGGUCAUCGACUUUGGCUCCGCCAGCCACGUUUCCAAGGCUGUGUGCUCCACCUACCUGCAGUCCCGCUACUACAGGGCCCCUGAGAUUAUCCUGGGCCUGCCUUUCUGUGAAGCCAUCGACAUGUGGUCUCUCGGCUGUGUCAUUGCUGAGCUUUUCCUGGGCUGGCCCCUGUACCCAGGAGCCUCUGAAUAUGACCAGAUCCGCUACAUCUCCCAGACCCAAGGCCUGCCAGCUGAGUACCUCCUGAGCGCAGGGACCAAGACCAGCCACUUCUUCAAGAGAGGCGCCGCUUCCAGCUACCCGCUUUGGAGGCUGAAAACACCAGCAGAACACGAGGCAGAGAUGGGGAUUAAGUCAAAGGAAGCUCGAAAGUACAUUUUCAACUGUCUGGAUGAUAUGAUGCAGGUCAACAUGACGAAACUGGAGGGGACGGACAUGCUGGCGGAGAAGGCGGACCGGCGGGAGUUCAUUGACCUGCUGAAGAGGAUGCUGACGCUGGACGCAGAGAAGCGCAUCACGCCCAUGAAGACGCUGACACACCCCUUCGUUACCAUGGCGCACCUGCUCCACUUUCCCCACAGCUCACACGUGAAGUCCUGCUUCCAGAACAUGGAGGUGUGCAAACGGAGGUGUGACGCCUUUGACAAUGGGAAGAACCUGUUCUCCAGCAACACCAACCCCAGCGCUGCUGCCAACCUCACCGUCACUUUCAGCAGCCAGCUCAACCAGCACAGCCAGGUGGGAGCAGGCGACGGCCAGUCCCUCUCCCACGGCAGCAACGUCCCGUUGCUCGGUUACCAGCCAGCCCUCUACCAGCAGGCCACGAUCAACAUCCCCGGCCUCGCCCAGCAGAGCGUCCCCCUGUCGGUCCGCCCCCCGCAGCUGUGUCCCCAGACAGAGCCCUUCCAGCAGACCCUCAUCGUCUGCCCCCCGACCAUCCAGGGCCUUCAGACCUCUAGUAAGCAUUCUGGUUUCCCUGUGAGGAUGGACAACUCUGUGCCCGUAGUUCCGCAGAACCAGUCCUCCCAGUCUGUUCAGAUCCAGCCCAGCUUGCUCACACAGCACGCGUGGCCGGCAGGCACUCAGCAGAUCCUCAUACCUUCCACCUGGCAGCAGAUACCAGGCGUGGCCAUCCACAACCCCGCCCACCCCAUCAUCACCGAUUCGACAAUGGGGGCUGUCCACUCCGACAGCUCCGCCCAACAGGUCCCCAGCUGGAGGGGCUGCCAAGGCGGGCAGUACAACAGUUCCGUGCAGCAGACCUCGGUUCUGGGGGGUCAUGUGUCCCUGGCGUCCUCCCAGACCGUCAACGUGGGCGCGAGAGCCCAGCAAGGGGGGGCGUCGGCGUCAGGGAAGAAGGCCAAGGCCCGCCAUGCUGACUGCAGAGCCAGACAUCUGUCUUCACUGCAGUCUGCUAUCCCGGUUGUGCGUGGCAGCCCUGUGCUAAACUGCCCCGCCUACAAAGCCACUCUGUCUCAGCCAAUCAUCAUCUCCGACACGCCCAGCCCCGCCGUCAGCAUCAUCACCAUCCGCAGCGACACGGAGGAUGAGGACGAUAGGAAGUUCCCCGCCGCGAGCUGCGGCCUGAACCAGCGGACCAACGUCAUCAGCUGUGUGACCAUCCACGACUCGGAUCAGCAGGACUCUGACUCAUCCACCAGCAGUCCCCUGAGCCCCAAGCGUGGCCCCAACCAGACGGAGGCUUCAGUGCAUCUCUCAAAGUCCCUGGACGUCAUUGUGUCCUCCGUUAAAGCCCAGCUUGGAGAGGGUGGGGAAUCCGUGGUACCAGGGCAGCCUCCAAAUGUCUAUGGUGUGCCUAAGAAGGGGGCGGCCCAACAGCUUUGUAGCUCAGGAUCAUCCAGCAGCGAUCGCCACCACCAGGGGGUGCCCAGCCUGUCCCAGCCCCUGAACCUCAGUCAGGUCCAACCCUCUGUGACAUCACAGUCUAAAGACAGAAAUGGCGGUGCCGCUUUGCGCCAUCAGCGCGUGUACCCCCCUGCUGCUUCCUCCAGCGGCCCUUACCGCCUGCAGGAGGCGUCCCUGUUCAGCUCCACCCCCAACCUCUACUCCUUCCCCACCGCCCAAGCCAUGGACCAACUGCAUGGCUCCACUCCCUCCUCUUCCUCCUCCUCCUCUUCCGCCAUUAGAGCCCCCUACUCCUCGUUGGGCCUCCUCCAGUCAGACAACGGCGUGCGAAUGGACAGGACCCGCUACCAGCAUCGGUUUUCUGCCCACCCAUACACCCGCUCUAAUGUUGGUCACGGCUGCUACCAGCUCAGCCCCCGGAAACUUAACCAGCACCCCUACCUAUGAGGAGCACGGAGGAACAUUCGGCAAGCUGGAGAAGACCAACCCACCACGGCAGCCCCUGGAGACCAAGAGAGACCAGGCAUACGAGAGGGGUGGCUGCAUUGGUUUCACUGUUCAAUGCAAGGACUACAAUAACCUAUUUUAAAUUAGAUACUUUUUAUGUCAAUUUUUAACUUGUUAGGAUUAACCCUGUGUUAAGAAUAAUUUGAACUAAAAUUGCUUUUAAGAUUCAGUUUAAGAC
Molecule: messenger RNA, 3913 nt
Organism: Megalops cyprinoides (Indo-Pacific tarpon)
Lineage: Eukaryota; Metazoa; Chordata; Actinopteri; Elopiformes; Megalopidae
Gene: hipk1a
Product: homeodomain interacting protein kinase 1a
Exons: 17
Coding region: 331-3675 (1114 amino acids)
Biological process (GO): peptidyl-serine phosphorylation; smoothened signaling pathway; peptidyl-threonine phosphorylation
Cellular component (GO): PML body; cytoplasm; nucleus
Molecular function (GO): protein serine/threonine kinase activity; ATP binding; protein tyrosine kinase activity
Source: RefSeq, a predicted model, not a curated record